Macadamia integrifolia is the source of this 910-nucleotide messenger RNA. Its product is annotated as monothiol glutaredoxin-S10-like. The coding region runs from base 96 to 632 and encodes 178 amino acids. Gene Ontology annotation, biological process: cellular response to oxidative stress. The transcript is spliced from 5 exons. Gene Ontology annotation, molecular function: glutathione disulfide oxidoreductase activity. NCBI's taxonomy places the organism in Eukaryota, Viridiplantae, Streptophyta, Magnoliopsida, Proteales, Proteaceae. The record is from RefSeq and is a predicted model, not a curated record. Gene Ontology annotation, cellular component: cytoplasm.
UCCCGAUUUCCAGCAGAUGUGGAACAGUAGAUUGCCGAAGAGCCCAGAGAGAGAGAGAGAGAGAGAGAGAGAGAGAGAGAGUCCUCAAGCUCUCCAUGGCGGAGAUUACGGUAGUCAGAGCUUGUGCAUUUGGCUCUGCUCACAAGCACAACAACCCCUCUUUUCCUUCUAUCUACAACUCUUCUCUUUCUUCUCUUCGCUUUUUUAACAGUUUCAGUAGCAGUGGCAGAAGCCGAUGCCUCAGCAUAUAUGGCGGAAGGAGAGUUGGGGUUGCGGUGGUUCGAUCCAUGACUGCUUCAUUUGGGUCUCGAUUGGAGGACAGUGUCAAGAAGACCGUGAUUGAAAAUCCCGUUGUUGUCUACUCCAAGACUUGGUGCUCGUAUUCUUCGGAGGUGAAGUCAUUGUUCAAGCGACUUGAUGUGGUGCCACAUGUUAUCGAAUUGGACGAACUAGGUCCUCAAGGGCCACAGCUGCAAAAGGUGUUGGAAAGGCUCACCGGGCAACACACUGUCCCUAAUGUUUUUGUUGGUGGGAGGCACAUAGGGGGCUGUACAGAUACUGUGAAACUAUACCGGAAAGGAGAACUCACAUCAUUACUAUCCGAAGCUGGUGCCAAACCUACUGAGAGCUAGCCAUCUUGAGUAUAUGGUUGUACUGAAUGCCGGUUCCUUUGGCCAGCUUUGAAUAUAAUUUGGAUUGGUAUUUCUACGUUAAAACAAAAUUCAUUUCAUUGACAUUAUUUUCAAGGAGCUUAUCCAAUCAAAUUAUGUAAUCCGUUCUGUGUAUCUGAACUAAAUUGUAAAAUGAACGCUCACUGCUAGUUUCUCUUCAUUGAAAAUUAGAGCGACUGCCAAUGAUAAUGUGAAAUGUGAAUCCAAAACAGAAAGAUGAUGCGAGGAUGGAUUUGGUA